Messenger RNA from Mercenaria mercenaria, 975 nucleotides. RefSeq names its product germ cell nuclear acidic protein-like. Bases 1 to 975 code for a protein of 324 amino acids. The record is from RefSeq and is a predicted model, not a curated record. Gene Ontology annotation, molecular function: RNA-DNA hybrid ribonuclease activity; nucleic acid binding. NCBI's taxonomy places the organism in Eukaryota, Metazoa, Mollusca, Bivalvia, Venerida, Veneridae. The transcript has 3 exons.
AUGGAAGCUCUGAUCAACAAAAAAGAUCCACAGCUAGCCAGGAGAAUGCAGAGCCUGAGUAUAACCUGCAAAAUAGCACUACAGUGGAUUCCAUCCCAUUGUGGACUUGCAGGCAAUGAAGAGGUAUACCAACUGGUUAAGCUAGGAGCCCAGUCAAAACAACCAACAACACCUGAUAAAGCAAUGAGUGUUGUGUAUAAAACUGAAAGCGUUCAAAGGGACAUUACGAAACAAAAUGAAGAAUCGAAACCAGAGUGUCAACGUUGUAUCCGGGAAUUCAACCGAAGGAGUUACUUGACUCGACAUUUGAAGAUUGUCCACAAACUUAACAGCCAUGAGGCUAGUUCUAAAGCAAUUUUUGGUUUGAUGGAAGUCGACAGUAACCAGAGGGAAGCAAGAUAUUAUGAAGUUAUAAGUUCAGACGAGGUAUCACAAGACAAGGAGGUCGUACAAAAUGUGAAAGAUGAUGAUUCCAGUAGUGAUGAUAGUGAUUCAAGUAGUAGUGAUGAAAGUUAUGAAGAUAUAAGUUCAGACGAGGUAUCACAAGACAAGGAGGUCGUACAAAAUGUGAAAGAUGAUGAUUCCAGUAGUGAUGAUAAUGAUUCAAGUAGUAGUGAUGAUAGUGAUUCAAGCAGUGAUGAAUGUAAUUCUAGUGAUGAUGAUGAAAUUAAAAUUGAUGAAAGAAGUGAAGCAAUCCAUCAAGACAAAAGAGAAUUAGGUAGAGAUGAACUUGAAUUGGCUGAUGAAGAAAAUAAUAGUAAAAUUGAUGAUGAAGUGGUCGAAGAAAAGGAAAUGACUGAAAGAAAAGGGGAAGAAGAAAAAUAUGAAAGAGUUACAGAAAAUGGAAGUGAAGAGAUAGAAAUUGAAAUUCGGGAAGACGAAUUCGACGUGCUGUAUGAUAAUUUCUAUUCGAGAGAUUCGGACAACGAGGAAGACAAAAAUGAUGGCAAUGAUGGUACACUGAAUGACAAAUGA